Molecule: messenger RNA, 2347 nt
Organism: Actinia tenebrosa (Australian red waratah sea anemone)
Lineage: Eukaryota; Metazoa; Cnidaria; Anthozoa; Actiniaria; Actiniidae
Product: fibroblast growth factor receptor 3
Biological process (GO): protein phosphorylation; positive regulation of kinase activity; cell surface receptor protein tyrosine kinase signaling pathway
Cellular component (GO): signaling receptor complex; plasma membrane
Molecular function (GO): transmembrane receptor protein tyrosine kinase activity; ATP binding
Source: RefSeq, a predicted model, not a curated record
ACUUAUUGAACCCAAGCGAGUAACUCUCCAAGCUUCUGCGAGUCGAUGAGAAAAUCAAACGAAAUCGGACUUGGAUGAACACCUUUCAUAGUGGUCAAUACUCAGUUGCAUGAAAUCUUGAAACCUAGAUCUAAUAUUCGAAGGUUUUAUUUGGCAGUGAUUAAUCUGAACUGAGAAGAGAUCCAAAAAGCAACGCCGUAAACAAUCAUCGCUACCUCGGUCUAGAAGGCCUUAUAGUCUCUAUAGUCAAUAACGGAGUAUCUGGACMAAGAGUGUGUCGUCUUGUUGCUCAACGAACGCUUUUAUCUGGUACCAACCAACCCAAGUCAUACACAGGGGCAUUUAAGAUGGGAAACAAAACAAGUAAGGCUAACGAAACCAGCGCUGGGCUGCCAAAAUUGAAUUUGUCAUUCAUUACCCUUACUUUACCGAGGCAAGAAACGAGAACCACAGCAAAGCCAACUGACUUGGUCUCGAGCACCAUGAUAUCCAAGUUACCUUCACAGCCACCAACAACUACACAGCCAGCACCAACUACACCAGAGAUGAAGAUGAAUUCAAUGAAUUCAUUGAAAGAAACGGGUUUGAGUGGAAAGACGGUAGAGAUAUUCGCUUUAACUUCAAGUGCGACUGUUAUCAUCAUGGUGUUUUUGAUCUUAGUGAGGAUGUAUCGAAGAAAAAAGCAACAACAACAACAACAGCUCAAUGACGAUUCGGCCAUUAAAAAGCUUGACGAUGUUUCUCCAACACCUUGGCGUGAGAUAGACAAGGGAUUCAUAGCAACAGGCAGGGAACUGGGGUCUGGUUUCUUUGGAGUGGUGCUACAAGGAACAGUGAUUCUUGAUGGACAGUCCAAGCAAUGUGCUGUCAAAAUGCUCAAAGAUUAUGCUACAGAAGCGGACAAUAAGGACCUUCUCAACGAGUUACACAUCAUCUCACGGAUUGGACAUCAUCCAAACAUCAUCAACCUUAUCGGAGCGUCUACUAAAAGUGGCCCAGCACACAUAGUUCUGGAGUUCGCUUCUAAUGGUAAUCUACUGAAUUAUCUACGUGACAAUCGUGACGAAGUCUACACCAAUAUGACGACAUUACGACCAGACACCAAGCUGGAUCUGAGAACCAGACUGAAGAUAGCUUAUGAAGUAGCUCAAGGAAUGCGACAUCUCAGCUCUAAAAAGUGUGUUCACAGAGACCUGGCAGCGAGGAACGUCUUACUUGAUGAACACUUCGUUGCUAAGGUAACAGACUUUGGACUCUCAAGAGACGUGUACGAGAAAGGUGUUUACGAAGUCAACACUCAGAGUAAGAUGCCAUUAAAGUGGAUGGCUUUAGAGUCUUUGGAAACAAUGAAAUUCACCACUCAAAGUGAUGUAUGGUCUUUUGCAGUUUUGAUGUGGGAAAUUGAAACAUCAGGAGCAACGCCUUACCCAGGUCUGAUGGGAAGAGAGUUAUUUAACGAGCUAUCGAAAGGACACAGAUUGGAGCAGCCACCAAGCUGUCCUGACAACCUAUACGAGAUAAUGAGCAGAUGUUGGGUCAGGGAUCCUUCUGAACGUCCAUCAUUUCAACAACUGUGUAACGAACUGGGAUUCUUUCUACAGGAAGAGGCGGGAUAUGAAGAUCUUUUAUUGGCUAAUCAGACCGAAGUAGAUGAGGGAACUCGAACAGAAGACCACAACAAGGGAGGAGAUACAUAAGAAUGACCCGUGCCUCUUUAACAUGGACCUAUGAGCCUGCAAUCGUUUUGGUCUCCGCUAACCCCCACCCAACGCCUGGAAAUAGCUAUACGACUUGUGUACAUAUUCAGAUUUGAAAAACCAGAUGUAGGUUUGUUGACUUGACAUUAAAGAAUCCACAAUCGACCACAAUGCACUACGCCCUUAUAUUAUCAUUUACAUCGUUCGCCUACAUCGUUCUCGAGGCUCUUCCAUACACCAACGGAGCAAAAUUUCUGCAAUGUUAAAGUCCUCAAAUUCCUUUUUGUUCACUCUACAGUAAGUAGGUUGAAUUUUUAAAAGAGAUUCUCUUUUUGACAUUAUAACUUAUACAUUAUGUCGUCCAACUGGCAGCCAUUGCGACUUUCGAAAGCUAACUUGGAUGAUCCUAGAUUCGUUGCCAAAAUUAACUAUCAUUAUAUCAUGAUGGUCGUAAAACAUAAACUAGUAGCAGAAAUAUCAAAACCGAUGGAACUGGAUUCCUAAACUUCACCUACAAAACUGCCGCCAUUUUGCCUGGCAGAGAAAAUGGAGCAUUGCAAAGCAUUGUUUCCAGCGCGCAUUGCAUUGUGGUUGACUAAUUCUUUAAAUUUUGAAAAUAAGAUAAUCGAAUAAAAGUUGUAAUUAACAUU